Messenger RNA from Panicum hallii, 928 nucleotides. RefSeq lists its product as uncharacterized. Gene Ontology annotation, cellular component: mitochondrion. The coding region runs from base 136 to 726 and encodes 196 amino acids. NCBI's taxonomy places the organism in Eukaryota, Viridiplantae, Streptophyta, Magnoliopsida, Poales, Poaceae. The transcript has 3 exons. The record is from RefSeq and is a predicted model, not a curated record.
CCCAAACGCAUUUCAGCCGUCCAUCACAAGCAAGCGGAAGCAAGCAGCACGGUGCCCCGUCCCCCGGUCCGGCGAUUCUUCUCCUAUCUUGUCCUGCCCCGGCAGUUGUCUUGCGUCCCAGCCAUCCGCUGGUCCAUGGCGGCGACGGCCCUGCUCCUCCCCAGCCUCUCGGCGGCGGCGCCCACGGCCAGGCAGAACCGCCACCACUGGUCGCCUCGGCCGCAGCUCCAGCGCGGCUCCCUCGCCUCCGGUGCCCUCCGGCCGCCCCUGCCGCGCCGGCGGCUCGCGGUCUCGGCCGUGCAAGAGACGAAGGAGGGCGAGGCCAAGACGGCCGAGGAGAUCACCGAGAAGUACGGGCUCGAGUUCGGCCUCUGGAAAGUGUUUAGCUCCAAGGAGGAGGAGGGAGGCGAGGGGAAGAAGAAGUCGCGGACGGACCAGGCCAAGGAGCUCCUGGCCAAGUACGGCGGCGCGUACCUGGCCACCUCCAUCUCGCUCUCGCUCGUCUCCUUCACCCUCUGCUACCUCCUCAUCAGCGCCGGCGUCGACGUGCAGGACCUGCUCGCCAAGGUCGGCAUCGCGACGGGCGAGACCGGAGGGAAGGUCGGGACCUUCGCGCUGGCCUACGCCGCGCACAAGGCCGCGUCGCCGAUCAGGUUCCCGCCCACGGUGGCGCUGACGCCGGUGGUCGCCGGCUGGAUUGGCAAGAUCAGGAAGGGCGGCGAGUGAUGAUGCGCCGGUGAAGUACUACAGGCAACUUCGAUGUACACUUGUUUUGUUCCUACUGAAUCAUGUAGUAUGUAUGCAUAUAACUAAAUCUAAAUAUAAUCUUAGGUGUUCUAGUAGCAUAUGCCAGUGAAUCUGGUGCUGCUUUUGCUCUGUAUGUAGAACUUGUCAAAACCAGUAAUGAAUUUCAACUAGCGGUACUGAA